Messenger RNA from Mucor mucedo, 573 nucleotides. RefSeq lists its product as uncharacterized. The record is from RefSeq and is a predicted model, not a curated record. Bases 1 to 573 code for a protein of 190 amino acids. The transcript is spliced from 3 exons. Lineage: Eukaryota; Fungi; Mucoromycota; Mucoromycetes; Mucorales; Mucoraceae.
AUGAAUGCCUUGUACACCAAACCAAGCCUACUUGACUUAUCUGUUGCUCAUGAACAAUCAGAACAAGAUUAUAACAUAAAUAUCUGGGGACCUAUCAUAGAAGCCAUGUUCUCUGAUUCCAUCGUACAAGUCAAGAGACUUGGAGUUAUUAUCAAUCAGAGAUUCAUUGAUAUAGCGAAUAUUGAAGUCGGAAGGAAGGCCACCACUACCAAGGUCAAGGAUGACCACUUUAAACCACUUCUGGAAGCCAAAACAAUCAUACAAAAAGCAAUCAGUUCUUUUAGCUUUAUUUAUCCACCGUCUUUCACAGUAACCUCUCUUGGCUCCCCUUCCAAUUUUACCACUCAACGAAUAAGCAAAAGAAUACGUAUACCACUCAGCCCCGACGACAGCGAGAAGUUGACUCUUUUAUUACAACAAUUAAUGGUGUAUAAGGAAAAAGUGGAAUCCGUAGCAACCUUGUUGAAAAAAGAAGUUAACAAAGCACUGGAUAGAAGAUCGUCUUUUGGUCCUAUUUUGAGUCCAUCUUACAAAACGAACUUGGAGUGUUAUCAUAAUUGGUUAAAUGAAUAA